AUGUCAAACUUGAAACCAGUGCAUGAGGUAUGCAUCUGCCUGGUGGGCAAGACUGGUGUGGGCAAGCCCAUGCUGGGCAACUUCCUGUGUCCAGGCGCCAACUUCAGGACUUCAGGGGGUGCGGCCAGCAUCACCUUUACCGCGCAGCAGGCCCGGGCCGCAUACCCGGACCGCGGACUGGCGCUGGUCAUGCUUGACACCAUGGGCCUGGGCGACACAGUGCAUGGGCUGGAGGUGGUACGGCAGAAGAUCACUGAGGGCGUCAAGUCGCUGGCUGGCGGCGUUGACUUCGUCUUCCUCUGCAUCAAGAAGGAGCGCUUCACCGACGAGAACCACCUCGCCGUCAUGCACCUGUUCCAAGUCAUCCUGGGCAAUCAAGCGCUGGAGAACACGUGGCUGGUGGUGACCCACGCCGAGGACCUGGCCGGCGACUCCCAGGCGCAGGCCCAGUGGCUGCGCGACGCGCGCGAAAACCAGCAGAAGCUGUCCGAGGUGAUGCGGCUCGUGGGCGCGCACAAGGUGCUCUUCGUCGAAAACCGGGCCUCGGCCGACCCGCGGCUCGACGCGAUCUACGCCGAGGGCCGCCAGUCCAGCCGCGACCUGCUCCUGAGCGUGGCCAAGGCCAACGCACCCGCCCGAUUCGACUUCAAGCGCCUCGAGGCCGCCCAGAAAGCCCACGACGACCGGAUGGCCGCGGCCGAGGCCCAGCGCAAGGCUGAGGCGGCGAGGGUGGAGCUGCCUUCUGCGCUGCCGCCGCCUCGGCCCUCUGCCGAGCAGGCCCAGAUCGCCAGGGAGAAGGCGCGCGCAGAAGCUGAGCGGCAGGCGGCCGUGAAGCGCCAGGAAGAGCUGGUGCUUCGGACCAGGCCCAUCAUUGUUCACCAUGAUAACGGCGGUGGGUGUGUGCUCUGCUAA
This is a messenger RNA of Acanthamoeba castellanii str. Neff, 912 nucleotides long. Its product is annotated as AIG1 family protein. The transcript is spliced from 2 exons. NCBI's taxonomy places the organism in Eukaryota, Discosea, Longamoebia, Acanthamoebidae. The record is from RefSeq and is a predicted model, not a curated record. Gene Ontology annotation, molecular function: GTP binding. The coding region runs from base 1 to 912 and encodes 303 amino acids.